Messenger RNA from Brassica napus (rape), 726 nucleotides. Its product is annotated as high mobility group nucleosome-binding domain-containing protein 5-like. The transcript has 2 exons. Bases 1 to 726 code for a protein of 241 amino acids. The record is from RefSeq and is a predicted model, not a curated record. NCBI's taxonomy places the organism in Eukaryota, Viridiplantae, Streptophyta, Magnoliopsida, Brassicales, Brassicaceae.
AUGGACGAUGGAUUUGCAUUGAGAGACGAAACAAUUCGUCUUCUAGCAGCAAGAGUAAAGGAGUUGGAACAAGACAAGAUUCAGAGAGAAAGUUGGUCAUUCCAGUUUGGUGAAGCUGAAACCGGAUAUGCUUUAGGAGGCAGAAGAAGAGAUAAGGUUGGUGAUGAAGAGGCUGAGAUGCAUGGUGAUAAGGAGGGUGAUGAAAAGGCUGAGAAGCAUGGUGAUAAGGAGGGUGAUGAAGAGGCUGAGAAGCAGGGCUUGGAUGAUUAUGAGGCUGAUAAGGAGGGCGAGGACAAUGGUGACAAGGAUGGUGAUGAGGCAGAGGCUGAGAAGGAUGGUGAUGAGGCAGAGGCUGAGAAGGAUGGCGAGAAACAGAUUGAGGCAGAGGCUGAGAAGGAUGAUGAGAAAGAUGGUGAGAAACAGAUCGAGGCAGAGGCUGAGAAGUUGAUGCAAGAUACUGACGAGAGAUUUGAUGAUGAUGGAGAUGAGCAAUCUACACUUCAAAUUAUGGCAAACACUGCAGAGAGAUUUGAGAAGGCUGCUGCGGAAAAAUCUGCUGCGGACAAGACAAAUGAGGUUGUAGAUGAUGAUGAUGCUUUGGAGAAGGAAGGUGAGGUUGGAGUUGAUGAUUAUUCAGAGGAGGCAGAUUCGGUUGGAGUUGAUGAGAUGCCAAAGAGGGUGCCCAAGCGUUCUCAUUUGUUAAGGUCUCCUUUUACGCCAAAUUGA